ACCAAUGAGGAAGUUUUACUUUGCUUCUUUGUUUAGUGUCUUCAAGUGCGUAUUUUUUAUAUUUCAGAAACCUUUAGCUAGUGUACAAAUAACGAGCGUCAUCUAGUCUGCAACUCAACUUCAUGCACUUUUAUGAUUUUGUUUUGAUUGAGUUCAUUUAGUGUACAUCAUUUCUCAUAACGGUAGCUAGUUAGCUAGUUAGCAAAUACAGUCAGGAGCAUUUAUUGAUGUCAAUCUCUGAAGGUUUGCUCAAAUCAUGAUGGAUGGUGAAAACAAACCCUGCCUGCAGCUCUCCUUUACCGCACCUAAAUCUGAGGGUCCUGAUUGUAACAGGAAAGUCCAGAGUGAACAGCAGGAUCCAGAGAUGGCAUCAGUGAAGCAGGAAGACUGCAGUCAAACACUGGGGCUGAAUGUCAACAUUAAAGAUGAAGUAAAGGAGGAAGAGAUUGAAACAUUUGUGUAUCAUGGGCCGGCUGGAGAGUUAAAAGAAGAGACGGAAGAACACCAAGUCUUACUACUCAAAGGAGAAGGACCUGACUACACUGAAUUUAAGGUUGAAGUUGAAACGUCCAGAGCGCAACACAGUGUAGAAAGCAAAGCUAAGGAGUCUAACCACUGCCCACACUGUGAGAAGAGCUUCCCAUUCCCAUCAUAUCUUGAAAGACACCUGCGGAAACAUACUGGAGAGAAGCCUUAUUCCUGCUCUGUCUGUGGGAAGUGCUUCAGGACCUCAACUCAUUUAACCACUCACCGGGGAGUUCACACAGGGGAGAGACCUUACUCCUGCUCUGACUGUGGAAAGUGUUUCUCUCUUAUAAGUAACUUUAAACAACACCAGCGAACACAUUCCGGAGAGAAACCUUACUCCUGCUCCGAUUGUGGAGACACUUUUUCUCAACAUGGUAACAUGCGGCGGCACCAGAAAAGACACACUGGAGAGAAACCUUACUCCUGCUCCGAUUGUGGGAAGAGUUUCAUUACAACAUCUGAAUUAAUCAGUCACCAGAGAGUGCACACAGGAGAGAAACCUUUCCACUGUUCUGUCUGUGGGCAGAAUUACUUUAGCCUGAGUAACUUAAUACGCCACCAGAGAAUGCACACCUAGGACAGAAGCCAUAAUCCUGCUUGACUGUGUGACGUGCUUCAAAACAUAAUCUGAACAAGAGGUCUUCACGAAUCCACCCGUACCCGGAAUACCCGAGAACCGAUCCGAUCCGGGACAUGAGCAGAUCUGGAUCCAGAAUUCUGAAUAAUGUUACAGGUCUGGUUCGGAUCUGAUUUGAUUGGGUCUCGGAUAUGUGUAAUUUAACUGACUUGUCCGGAAGGGCCCGUACAGAUCCAAACUCAACUACAUACACACACAGAGACAGACAGAGAGAGAGAAUUAUGAUGAUGCAGGAAGCUCCUCUCUCACACUGUCGAAGACAUGGAGAGGCAGGAAGCUCCUCUCUCACACUGUCGAAGACAUAGAGAGGCAGGGAGCUCCUCUCUAACUCUGUCGAAGACAUGGAGAGGUACCUACACAGUCCCAACAUUGACCCUGUCUGCCGAGGAUGGCGUCCCUCCAAGCUGUCAUUGACCGCUACGCACAGAGGACGAGGAGCCCAACCAGCAUGGAUCAGGGGCAGGAGGAAUGGCCUAACAGGGAGCUCCAGCAUGGAUCAGGGGCAGGAGGAAUGGCCUAACAGGGAGCUCCAGCAUGUAGCAGGGACAUGAGGGAAUGGCCUAACAGGGAGCUCCAGCAUGUAGCAGGGACAUGAGGGAAUGACCCAGCCUGACGGAGUCGAGAGAGCAGCAGUAAACUACAAGGGAAAGGUCUUUAAUUUCUCCUGAGACUGAUAGUUCCGACUCAGAGCAAUAGAGCAGGAACCCUCUGAGCCAUUACUGAUCCUGUAUAUUCAAUACAAGGCCAAAAGUAUAUGGACAUCUGCUUGUCAAACAUCUCAUUGCAAACUCAUGGGUGUUAAACCCAUUUAAUCCCACAUUUUCCCAGACAUGAAAAUAUCAAAAUCAUUAGUGACCCUUUGAAAUAAUCAUUUUUUAAAUGUAAUUUUCAUGGAAAACUAGGUGAGAAUGUGAUGUAUACUGAAUUAACAUUUAUCCUAUGCAGUCAUCACCCUUCUUAUAUAUCCCAGCCCACUUAUGAAUUGCUUACAUCCAUGCCAGCCAUAGUAUCGGAUCAUGCUCUCAUCCACUGACAGCCAUUCCUGAAAUGGCAUGACUGUGUAUGACUGAUUGAGCUCAGAGAAGAUGGGCCUAAACUUAAAAAGUGUGUUCUCAGUGAUCUUUGUUGUCAACAACAUGAACUGAGGCCAUUAUUUAAUCAAAGUGAUUUAUCCGCAUUGAAUCUGAAGUGCUUUCAUUAGGUACAUCACUGUCCAGUGACCAGUACGUACAUGUGUCAUCUUGGAACAGAGCUGUACCCAGAUGGGACAAGGAUCCAAUCGAAUGUAAGGAGCUCAUCCAUACUCAGAUACAGUUGCUUGGUCUGGGUGGAGUAGAGACAUUUCAAUGGUGAUCUCUCUUAUGGUGGAUCCAUUAGUAGGAAAACAUCCAUUGGGUUGAGGGCAGCUUUGUUUUACACAUUCUGCAGCAUUGGGGCUGUAUACUAUGUGUUCUGGAAUCACAGCAUUGAGGCUGUAUACUAUGUGUUCUGGAAUCACAACAUUGGGGCUGUAUACUAUGUGUUCUGGAACCACAGCAUUGGGGCUGUAUACUAUGUGUUCUGGAAUCACAGCAUUGAGGCUGUAUACUAUGUGUUCUGGAAUCACAGCAUUGGGGCUGUAUACUAUGUGUUCUGGAAUCACAGCAUUGAGGCUGUAUACUAUGUGUUCUGGAAUCACAGCAUUGGGGCUGUAUACUAUGUGUUCUGGAAUCACAGCAUUGGGGCUGUAUACUAUGUGUUCUGGAAUCACAGCAUUGGGGCUGUAUACUAUGUGUUCUGGAAUCACAGCAUUGGGGCUGUAUACUAUGUGUUCUGGAAUCACAGCAUUGGGGCUGUAUACUAUGUGUUCUGGAACCACAGCAUUGGGGCUGUAUACUAUGUGUUCUGGAAUCACAGCAUUGGGGCUGUAUACUAUGUGUUCUGGAACCACAGCAUUGGGGCUGUAUACUAUGUGUUCUGGAACCACAGCAUUGGGGCUGUAUACUAUGUGUUCUGGAAUCACAGCAUUGGGGCUGUAUACUAUGUGUUCUGGAACCACAGCAUUGG
This is a messenger RNA of Oncorhynchus keta (chum salmon), 3211 nucleotides long. Its product is annotated as gastrula zinc finger protein XlCGF42.1-like. Gene Ontology annotation, molecular function: DNA-binding transcription factor activity; RNA polymerase II cis-regulatory region sequence-specific DNA binding. Gene Ontology annotation, biological process: regulation of transcription by RNA polymerase II. NCBI's taxonomy places the organism in Eukaryota, Metazoa, Chordata, Actinopteri, Salmoniformes, Salmonidae. The transcript is spliced from 4 exons. The coding region runs from base 257 to 1105 and encodes 282 amino acids. The record is from RefSeq and is a predicted model, not a curated record.